Molecule: messenger RNA, 2670 nt
Organism: Capsella rubella
Lineage: Eukaryota; Viridiplantae; Streptophyta; Magnoliopsida; Brassicales; Brassicaceae
Product: protein IQ-DOMAIN 14
Exons: 5
Coding region: 329-2497 (722 amino acids)
Molecular function (GO): protein binding
Source: RefSeq, a predicted model, not a curated record
GCAAGCAAGUUUUGUGUUGAUUUAGUCAGUUCACCUAAUUCGAAGAGAAGUUAAAGAUGAGCUAAGAUUUGUCAAAAAGUUAAAACUUCCUUUUCAUGGAAGCUCAACAAACUUAAAAACCUCUCUCUCCUUCUCUUUGGCAGUUUCUGUACCUGAGUUUCUUUGGAUCUGCCUUUGAUUUUCUUUCAUUUGUCUUUUAACUGCAGUUUCUUUUGGAUCAUGCAGGUUCGAGUUUUUUUUUUUUUUGGCUACAGAGCAAUCAUGCUAAUUUGCGCCUUUUCCCAAAAUCUUAUCCAUCUAUCUCGGUAAGGAAAGUAAUGUUGGCAAAAUGGUGAAGAAAGGAAGUUGGUUUUCUGCAAUCAAAAGGGUUUUUACUCCAAAUACCAAAGAGAAGCUUGGCAAUCAGGAAACAGAGAGAAAGACUGGCAAAGAAAAGAGGAAGAAAGGUUUUGGGAAGCUAAGGCAUGGAGAGACCAAUUCAUUUCUUCCCAUCUUCAGAGAGCCUAGUAGUAUUGAAAAGAUCUUGGGCGAUGCCGAGAGAGAUCACAAUCUUGUUUUCAGGCCUCCUACUCCUGAUCGACCAAACCCAUUCUCAGCCUCUCCUCCUCUGAGGCCUGCUUCUCCUCGGGUUCCUUCUCCAAGACCAACUUCUCCAAGAGUUGCCUCACCACGAGCCGCUUCGCCAAGAGCUGAAGUUCCAAGAUCCCUUUCGCCAAAGCCUCCUUCUCCGAGAGCUGAAGUUCCUAGAUCCCGUACACCAAAGCCCUCUGAUCGAUCAAAGCCAUCAUCAGCCUCUGCCAAUGCUCCUCCUCUGAGGCCUGCUUCUACUCGAGUUCCUUCUCAGAGAGUUACCCCUCCCAGUGUUCCUUCUCCAAGACCAAGUUCACCAAGAGGUGCCUCCCGACAAGCCGUCUCUUUAAAGCCACCUUCUCCAAGAGCAGAGCCACCAAUAUCGGACACUCCAAGACCUUCUUCGCCAAAGCUUCCUACUCCAAGAGCAGCUACCCUAAGAGCAGACCCACCAAGAUUGGAUGCUCCAAGAUCCACCACACCUAAACCUCCUUCUCCAAGAGCAGACGCACCAAGAUUGGAUGCUCCAAGACCCACCACACCUAAACCUCCUUCUCCAAGAGCAGACGCUCCAAGAUUGGAUGCUCCAAGACCAACCACGCCUAAGCCCCCUUCUCCAAGAGCAGACGGACCAAGAUUGGAUGCUCCAAGACCAACCACGCCUAAGCCCCCUUCUCCAAGAGCAGACGCAUCAAGACUGGAUGCCCCACGUCCCACUACGCCCAAGCCACAUUCUCCAAGAGCAGACCCAUCAAGAUUAGAUGCUCCAAGACCCACUACGCCUAAGCCCCCUUCUCCAAGAGCGGUUUCGCCUAGGGCUAUGCAGCGACGGGAGAUUGUUUAUAGACCAGAGCCAACACGUUCGGUCCAACAUGCUUCUGCAACAAAGAUUCAAGGAGCUUUCAGAGGUCACAUGGCAAGGAAGAGUUUCAGAGCUCUCAAAGGUCUAGUCAGGCUUCAAGGGGUGGUGAGAGGAUACAGCGUGAAGCGGCAGACGAUAAAUGCAAUGAAGUACAUGCAGCAAGUGGUCCGUGUUCAAUCCCAAAUCCAGUCACGUCGCAUCAAAAUGUUGGAAAACCAAGCUCAGGUUGAGAAAGAUGAAGCCAAAUGGGCUGCAUCUGAAGCUGGUAACGAUAAUUGGGAUGACAGUGUGCUGACAAAAGAGGAAAGGGACGCAAGAUCACAGAGAAAGACUGACGCAAUCAUCAAGAGAGAAAGAUCCAUGGCCUAUGCAUAUUCUCGCAAGUUGUGGAAAAACAGUCCCAAGUCUAGUCAGGGCAUUCGUUCUUCAGGUGGGUUCCCUCAAUGGUGGAACUGGGCUGACCGGCAGCAUCCUCUUGCUAGUCCUGCACCGAGCUAUAGCCAACCACUAAGAGAUUUCAGGCUAACACCAUCAAGACUGUGCCCAAGUCCUCUGUCUCAGUCAAGCAAAAAACACCAUACUACCAGGCUUGACAACCACUUUGACACUUUCACACCCAGGUCGUCGAGAUCUACAAUGCACACUCCAUCCAGAGCCAUCCACACAGGGACAUCAAGAUACUCGAGAGGAAGACUAAUAAGAGGUCAAGAAUCUCCAUUCAAGGAUGAUGACAGCCUCACAAGCUGCCCUCCAUUCCCGAGCUACAUGGCUCCAACAGUGUCUGCCAAGGCAAAGGUCAGACCAAACAGCAAUCCAAAGGAGAGAGUGAUGGGUACACCUAUGAGCGAGAAGAGGAGAAUGUCGUAUCCCCCUGAACAACAAGGUCUCGAUACUUUUAGAUGGAACAAAGGGUCAUUGCUCAUGAGCAACAGCAACAGCAGGGGUCCUGGCUCACCUGGAGGUGUGGUUCUUGAGAAGCACAAGACACUUAAAUCAGUAGGAAAUUUGAGCAUUGGUUCAACUGCCUCCACAGUUGGGAGAAAGGAAUUUAACAGAUUUGUGUGAUCUCUUUUGAUUGAAUAUUUUGUUGCUUUUGCUUCACUAUGGCUGGUGGUGUUGAUUUUGAGUGUUGUAACAUAAUAAAGUUAUGAAACAAAGACAUGAGAGGAUUUGGCUUGAAGUAGAAACUUUUAGAUUUGGUUAAUACAAUUGAAAAAGGUUGAUAGUUGAACUUAGAA